This is a messenger RNA of Lodderomyces orthopsilosis Co 90-125, 1173 nucleotides long. RefSeq lists its product as uncharacterized. The record is from RefSeq and is a predicted model, not a curated record. The coding region runs from base 1 to 1173 and encodes 390 amino acids. The transcript has a single exon. Gene Ontology annotation, cellular component: mitochondrion. Gene Ontology annotation, biological process: glycerophospholipid biosynthetic process. NCBI's taxonomy places the organism in Eukaryota, Fungi, Ascomycota, Pichiomycetes, Serinales, Debaryomycetaceae.
AUGCUAGCCAUUUGUCGAGCUCACAAACAUUCCAAUUCCACUAGGCUAACUUUUUUAGCAUCACGAUUCCACACUUCGUCUAUUUUAUCCAAAUCCAAUAGAAACAUUGCUUUUGUAUUUGACAUUGAUGGAGUUUUAAUCCGAGGCAAGAAACCAAUCCCUCAAGCUAAACCAGCUUUAGAACUACUCAAUUGGGAAAAAAUACCUUAUAUAUUAAUGACCAAUGGUGGCGGUGUUCUGGAAUCUCAAAAAGCUGAAGAAGUCACCCAUAUUACCGGAGGACCCGAUAUAUCACCAUUGCAAGUGGUGCAAAGUCAUACACCAAUGAAGGCUUUGGUGCAAGAUCCAGAUUUCAAUCGGGUUUUGGUUGUUGGCGGUAACGGGGAUAAUGCGAGGAAAGUAGCUGAGCAGUAUGGGUUUAAUGAUGUGAUUAUGCCUAUUGAUAUUGUAAAGGCUAAUAAAUCAGUAUCACCACAUGCAAUGUUUACCAAGCGUGAUUUCGAUGAAUAUUCAAUUGACAUAGAUUUGGAUAAGCCUAUAGAUGCAAUCUUGGUGUUUAACGAUCCUCGUGAUAUGUCAACCGAUGUUCAAAUUGUUCAAGAUUUACUCAAUUCAAACCAGGGUCUAAUUGGUACUAAGCGUAGUUUGAAAUAUAUUGAAGAUAAAACCAAGCCAUCAAUCCCCAUUAUUUUCAGUAACAAUGAUUACAUCUAUGCCAAUGACUUCCCCUUACCUAGAUUUGGUCAAGGUGCAUUUAGGAUUAUAACUGAAACAUUAUACAAUACAACCAAUAAAUUAUCACCCCCAAAGAACCUAGAGUCAUUGAUCAUGGGAAAACCAUUCAAAUUACAAUAUGAUUUUGCUCACCAUGUUUUGAUUGAUUGGAGAGAGAAGUUGAUAUCACAGAAAUUUGACGCGAAGCAAGUACUUCCUUUACUUGGUUCAGUUCCACUGGAAUCUCCAUUUACUGAUAUAUAUAUGGUAGGUGAUAACCCUGACUCCGACAUCAAGGGGGCCAAUGAUAAUGGUUGGCAGUCGAUAUUGUUAAGAACUGGUGUUUUCCAGGAUGAGGAUUAUGAUAGCAUUAUCGCCAAACCCACAGUUGGGGUUUUUGACAAUGUUGAGGAAGCAGUGAAGCACGUAUUGCGUAAGCAUGAUAUACCUAUAGAUUAG